AUGGGCCAGGACGGGCAUCAUAAUCUGGCGCUGAUGGGGAGCAUCUCCUCUCUCGCACCCUAUCUCACCACCGUCGGUCUUGCGGAUGGAAGCAAACACGCGAAAUUCCUCGUCGGCCUCAUCAACUCGCUCUACUGGGCGGGCGUCGUCGUCGGUGCCUUACUCGUCGGCGGGUUUUCCGACAAAGUCGGCCGCCGCCGAGCCAUCGUGUUUACCGGACUCUUCGCCGCCAUCGUCAUCCCAGUGUUCGCAUCUCUGCAAAACUUCACGUGGGCUUUGGUCACCCGGUUCGCCAACGGACUGGCAACCGGGUCAUUCGACUCUGUCGGGCUCAACUGGUCGGCCGAGACAGUGGACCCUCGCCACCGGGGCCGGACCAUCGGCUUCCACAUGAGCUGCGCAGCGAUGGGCGCGGCCAUUGCGUACUUUAUCCCGUUUGGCUUGAACAAGCACAGCUCUGGCGAUGUCGUGUGGCGGCUGCCGCUGGCUUUCCAGCUGCUUUUUGUGCUCGUCGUGCUCUGCGUCGUGUGUUUCCUUCCGGAGUCGCCCAGAUGGCUGGUCCAGGUCGGUCUCACAGACGCAGCUCGCGACGUUCUCCUCGCGGUCAAGCACUGCGACAGCCCGGGGGGGCUGCCGGUAAUGGUCGAAAUCGAGUUGGAGUCCGUCUCCAAGACCAUUGAGAUGGAACGCAGACACAGCUCGUCGACCAGCUACUGGGCAAUGUUCACCGCCCCCGACGACUUGAGGACGGCUCGACGCACGUGGUCCGCAAUCUUUGUUCAGUUCGCGACGCAAGCCAUGGUCGGCUCUGGCUUCGUGUCUGGCUACGGCAUCCAGAUUUUCGAGACGGGCGGCUGGUCUCCGGACCUGGCGGCUCUUCUCGCCGGACUGGCAAUCGUGACCCAGGCCGUCUUUGGAAUGCCAGGGGCCAUCUUUUCCGACAAGCUUGGCCGACGGAAGGCCAUGAUCGGCGGUGCCGCUGUCGGGGCCGUCAUCCUCGCCCUCAUCGGCAUGUGUGGCUAUUUCGUGGGCAAGCACUCCGAGUCGAAUCCUGCCCUCGCAAAGUCGUAUGGCUCAGCAACCGUAGCCUUGGUGUUCUUGUGGUGCGCGGUUUUCGGUGCAACUUGGCUCUGGUGUCCUUUUGUGUAUCCUUCGGAAAUCUUCCCGGCCCAGUCUCGAGCCAAAGGAAGCUCGGUGGGCAUCGUUGGCCUGGGCCUGGGCUCCUUUUUCGCCAGCAUGAUCAGCCCAUACUUGUUUGACGCAAUUGGCUACCAAUCGCUCUUCAUGAUCUGCGGACUCAGUUUCCUGGUGGCUAUGAUAUGCUUCCUGUGGAUGCCCGAAACAGCUGGCAAGACUUUGGAGGAGAUUGAUGGGCUUUACGACUGA
Colletotrichum higginsianum IMI 349063 is the source of this 1386-nucleotide messenger RNA. Its product is annotated as Low-affinity glucose transporter hxt3. The coding region runs from base 1 to 1386 and encodes 461 amino acids. The transcript is spliced from 3 exons. Lineage: Eukaryota; Fungi; Ascomycota; Sordariomycetes; Glomerellales; Glomerellaceae. Gene Ontology annotation, cellular component: membrane. The record is from RefSeq and is a predicted model, not a curated record. Gene Ontology annotation, biological process: transmembrane transport; carbohydrate transport. Gene Ontology annotation, molecular function: carbohydrate:proton symporter activity.